This is a messenger RNA of Momordica charantia (bitter melon), 985 nucleotides long. RefSeq names its product emp24/gp25L/p24 family/GOLD family protein (gene P24BETA2). Lineage: Eukaryota; Viridiplantae; Streptophyta; Magnoliopsida; Cucurbitales; Cucurbitaceae. The record is from RefSeq and is a predicted model, not a curated record.
CAUUUUGAACUUUUUUUUUGGUUUUCCUUUAAUUUUUGAUUUGGGACCUUGUUCGAAAACUCCCAACUGCGCCACCGCGCGUUUUGACCCCUGAUUUCCGAUCUCAGAUCAAAUCCCUUUUAACUUAUUACAAUUCUCAGAAUCCCUCUUCCCCAAUUGGCGGCAAGUGUUUGUUCGUCCCCUGAUUCCUUUGAUUUUGGAGAAAUGGAGCGAUGGGCUAUGAUGAUGGCGUUUGCGGGGGUGUUUCUAUUGAGCAUGAGAAGAUCAGAAGGGAUUAGGUUUGUAAUAGACAGGGAAGAAUGUUUCUCUCACAAUGUUCAGUACGAUGGAGAUACUGUUCAUGUUUCUUUCGUCGUAAUUAAGGCUGAUUCCCCCUGGCACUACGGCGAUGAUGGAGUCGAUCUUGUGAUAAAGGGUCCCUCUGGUGAACAUCUUCAUGAUUUCCGCGACAAGACUAGUGAAAAGCAUGAAUUUGUUGCUCACAACAAAGGGAUUCACCGAUUCUGCUUCACGAACAAGUCUCCAUAUCACGAAACAAUAGACUUCGAUGUGCACGUCGGUCACUUUUCGUACCACGAGCAGCAUGCAAAAGAUGAGCAUUUCAACCCUUUGCUGGAUCAAAUAUCUAAGUUGGAGGAAGCUCUUUACAAUAUCCAGUUUGAGCAGCAUUGGUUAGAGGCUCAGACCGACCGCCAGGCAAUAGUGAAUGAUGGAAUGAGCAGAAGGGCAAUCCACAAGGCAAUGUUUGAAUCAGCAGCACUGGUAGGGGCCAGUGUCCUCCAAGUCUACUUGCUGCAACGCUUGUUUGAAAGGAAACUUGGGACUUCCAGAGUUUAGUGCCAUUACAACAACCAAACUUCUCUUCCCUUUUCACUUAUUCUCAGCAUAUUUUCCUAUUUAUGGUUUUAUUUAUCAUUGUGUAUCUUUUUUUCCCCCACACAACAUAAUAUGCUAAUUGGGUUUAAUAUAAAAGUUUUCUUACUCU